Quercus robur (English oak) is the source of this 489-nucleotide messenger RNA. RefSeq names its product early nodulin-like protein 1. Gene Ontology annotation, cellular component: plasma membrane. The transcript is spliced from 2 exons. Bases 1 to 489 code for a protein of 162 amino acids. Lineage: Eukaryota; Viridiplantae; Streptophyta; Magnoliopsida; Fagales; Fagaceae. The record is from RefSeq and is a predicted model, not a curated record. Gene Ontology annotation, molecular function: electron transfer activity.
AUGCCGGUCCUCGAUUCUUUGGUUGAACCGAUCAGUUUUCUAAUUUUCUCAGUUUUUAAGCUAUUUUCGGUUUCUACUCAUAACCAGAUCGGAUUGAAGGCCGGUUCCCAGUUGAACCAAUCAAACCGGCUAGUCCAGUCCGUCUUUGAGUAUGACCCCAAAAUUGACUCAGUACUAAGAGUGACAAAAGAGGACUACGAGAGUUGCAACAAAGCGAAGCCAAUUGAAAAAUACAGGGAGGGCAUGACCAAGAUUGAGUUGAACCAUUCAGGACCAUUCUAUUUCAUAGGUGGAUCUGAGGGGAAAUGUAAUGAAAGAGGUCAGAAGCUCAUUGUGGUUGUCUUGUCUAAUGGAGAACAUAGGCUUCACACUUCGAUAACAAAUAGUUCUCCAGAACUGGCACCAGCAAAUUCACUAAAUCCUGGUUAUGCUCAUGGAUUAAGGGCUGGAUUUAUGACUGUUGUUAUGGGAAUGGGACUUUGGUGGUGA